Dendronephthya gigantea is the source of this 3659-nucleotide messenger RNA. Its product is annotated as proto-oncogene vav-like. Gene Ontology annotation, cellular component: cytoplasm. NCBI's taxonomy places the organism in Eukaryota, Metazoa, Cnidaria, Anthozoa, Malacalcyonacea, Nephtheidae. Gene Ontology annotation, molecular function: guanyl-nucleotide exchange factor activity; protein binding. Gene Ontology annotation, biological process: intracellular signal transduction; regulation of GTPase activity; cell migration. The record is from RefSeq and is a predicted model, not a curated record. The transcript is spliced from 35 exons. Bases 19 to 2859 code for a protein of 946 amino acids.
CCAUAGCAGGAAGAAAAUAUGGCGGGCCGAAGAAUAUCUCAGUCUAACCAAGAACUUUGGUUAAUGGCGAAGAAUUGGCUUGCCAGUACUAAUGUCUUGCCACAAGGACACAGGUGCUAUGAUUCUAAUCCCACAGUGUUUGAUUUGGCUCAUUCGUUACGAGACGGGGUUGCAUUGUGCCAAGUUGCCAACUGCUUACGACCUUAUUCUGUCCGCGACAUAAACCUCAAACCACAAAUGUCCCCUUUCCUGUGUUUGAAGAACAUAAGAGCAUUUCUCCAUGCUUGUGAAAAACACUUUGGCCUGAAGGAAAGUGUGUUAUUUGAUGCGCACGAGCUGUACGAUGUGUCUGACUUUGGCAAGGUGGUAAUAACAUUAAGCCACUUAUCAAAAUGCAAGGAUGCUUUAAAUGCAGGAUUUAUUCCAUUUCCAAGUGAUAGAGCUGCAAGUCUAAAUUCAUACUACAAAGAUGAAGAUAUCUAUGGAAAUCUCGAAGAAAUUGCUUUAACAAAAGAUGUUGCAGAGGAAAAUGUAUAUGAUGCUGUUACUAUUGAGGAUGAUAAUAAAAUCUAUGAUGAUAUUGUGGCAAUCAAAAAACGUCUUGAUGCAUCUAAGUCUCAAGAUUCGCAUUCUUCAAAAGCUGAUGAAAAACGAUCUUAUGUCAUUGAAGAACUGUUGGGCACAGAGAAAAAUUAUGUUGAGGCUUUGACCUCCAUCAAAGAGAAUUUUAUUGACCAACUACAGAACACUUUAUCUGCUGUAGAUUCCAAAAAAAUAUUUGUGAAUAUCUUGGACUUGUUAAGUAUGCAUCAUACCUUUCUUGGUAAACUCAAACUUGCUUGCCGAGCUAAAAAAGAUGUUGGUAGUGCUAUCAGUAAUUGCUUUAUUAUCGAUAAAGACAAGUUUUUAGAGUAUGGAAAGUACUGUAGAGAAAUGCAAGCAGCCCAGAAUCAUGUUGAUAAACUUUGUGAAAAUGAUGCAGAAAUCAACCGACAUUUAAAGGAAUGUUGUCAAAAUGCCAAUGGGGGCAAAUUUUCACUGAGAUCAUUACUGGUUGUUCCAAUGCAGAGAGUUCUUAAAUACCCUCUCUUACUCCGGGAACUUAUAAAACAUUCAAAAACACAUAAAACAGACAAGGAUGCUUUGGAAAAAGCAUUAGCAGCUAUGCAGGAUGUUGCACAUUUUAUUAAUGCCGUCAAGAGAGAUGAUGAGAGCACUUCAGCUGUUCAACAGAUUCAAGCAUCCUUGAUUCGCGACAAAGACGCGCCACCAAAUUUAAUCGAGUUUGGACUUUUGGUGAAGGACGGAGAUAUGCAAAUCAAAAUGAAUGAAGAUAAAACAUUGAAGAAACGAUACGCUUUCCUAUUUGACCGAGUUCUUUUGAUGUGUAAAGUUAGGGGUGAACAGUACGACCAUAAAGAAACAUUGUAUCUAGAUCAUUAUGAUGUCAGCGAUACAGUCACUCAUUCUGGCAAAGGAAAAUUUGUUCACGGAUGGACAAUGAACGGAAACUCGCCUGAAGCAGGUCGUGGUUCGUAUGAAAUGUUCACAAAAACUGAUGAUAUGAAAAGAAAAUGGGUUGAAGAUAUUCAGAGAACCAUAAGUAACCUCACACUUGCUGAUUAUAAUCUAGGAAAUCAUCGUUUAGAGCUCACGACGUUCGCUAAACCAACAUACUGUUCUGUUUGUAAGAAUCUACUCUGGGGGUUAAUCAAUCAGGGUUAUACGUGUAAAGCGUGUAGUCACGUGUGUCACAAAGAAUGCAUUGAGAAGUCAGCAGUAUGUAAAUCAUCAAAAAGUGGAACGGCUGGAAGAAGAACAAUAGUGAAACAACCAUCCGAGCCAGUCCCAAAUAGUCCCCCAUUACCUCCUAGAUCAAGAAAUAAUUCCGCACCAGUGGUUCCUUCUUGGACACCAUCCACGGUAGUUGCAAUUACAAGGUUUCAUGGCUGGGCCCCGGGCAAGAAGAAUACGUUGGUGUUUGAAGCAGGAGAAGAAAUUGAUGUUUUAAAAUCGCCUGACCCGGAGUGGUGGGAGGGGAAAUCUAGAAAAACUGGAAAACAAGGUUAUUUUCCAAGGAAUUAUGUGGAAAUACUGGAAGACCGGAAAGGAAAGUUGCAGGAAUCUGAAGUGUUCUUUGUGCGCAAUCAGAAACGUCACACUAUCUCACUGUCCAGUAUUAAUGAGAAUGUGGGCUUGCAUGGGCCUUCAACGCACGACAAUCUGUUAACCAGCGGUCAACAUGUUAAAAUCGUCAGAGAGUUUACCAAAUAUGAAAAAAGUUCCGAUCUUCCAACAACAACUGAAGAAGUCCUUUCUGAUGGUGAAAUUGACUUAACCAAAUACCAAUGGUUCGUUGGGAAGAUGGGCCGAGAUGAAGCUAAAGAACUUUUGGAGAAAUUAAGUGAUGGAACCUUUCUUAUUCGAGAGAGCACGACUGUCCCAGGACAAUAUGCUUUAAGUUUAAAACAUAAAUACAACGUGAAGCAUAUCAAGAUUGUCGUAUCUACGGGAAUGUUUUGUCUUACAGCGCUAAAACUUUUCCCAUCUGUAGCAAAUUUGAUCGACUACUACCGAAAUAACACCCUGGGGGUUAGUUUUCCUGGCUUGGACACGUGUUUGACACGUGGUAUAAAUGAAGCCAGGCGUAAGUCGCCACCUCAAAUUAUUGCUUACGCUAGGGCGAAGUACGACUACGAAGCAAGAGACCCCAGGGAGAUAUCGAUUAAAAAAAAUACUCGAAUUCUUGUGAUCAACAAAGAUGGUGAAUGGUGGAAAGGCGAGAAUGAAGAAGGACAGGUGGGAUUUUUCCCCUCAAAUUUCGUGCAAACAAUGAAUGGCGAUUCCCAUGGUAGUUGAUCCCUGUUCUCAGGCCUAACAACAUAUGUCUUAUCAUUAAUAAUUCUCCUCCAGGAUAAGUCCUAAUCCCGGCUCUUUAUCAGCACUCAAUUUUACUAUAGUAUAGGAAGAUUUUACAAUGUUUAUCAUUUUAAUGUUGAAUCCUUUGAGGUCGUUUUUAUUAGUAAUUAUUUUAAUGGUUCUGUGAUGAUGUACGUAUAUACAGUAUUUAUGAAGAAGAGAUAAUCAACAUCGUAGACGGGCUGUGAGAUUUAGGCCAAAAUAAUAAGCCAACACAGUGGAGACCAUUUAACAAUGUUUGCCAAUUUCAAAUUCUUGUAUUUAUCAUGGCAGCCAUGUAGCCACAGAUGGUUGAUCAAUAUAAUUUUGCACUGCAACAGAACAUUCAAUAAUUCUUCUAACGUUUUUGAAUAGGGUGCAAUUUUUCACACAACUGAUUGAGCACCAGUUGAUGGCAUUAAUGCAUAGCAAACCUAGAAAAUAUGCAUGCACCACUAUAGAAGUAUUCGUUCUACUAUAUGUUUGACUUGCAUUGCAAACCCAGGGAUUUUUAGUUAAUCAAUUAUGUGUAAUUAGAAAGCAUGCUAGUUUACAAUAGCGAAUCUUGGUUAGAGGCAACUUUUGACAAUUUUUAUAUCAUGUACUGGAGCGAAAUUUUUUAACCUACUGGAAUAAAAAUAUUUUAGAAAUCAUGUAAAAAUGCUGAAGUAAUUCAAAGGAUAUGAUAAUUUGUACAUAAGAAAUUCAAUUGUAGCAUCAGUGUUUAUAUAUUACAAUAAAAUAUGGGAAUUAUGAAGUAA